Messenger RNA from Sander lucioperca (pikeperch), 7265 nucleotides. RefSeq names its product dystrophin related protein 2 (gene drp2). Gene Ontology annotation, cellular component: plasma membrane. The record is from RefSeq and is a predicted model, not a curated record. The transcript has 26 exons. Gene Ontology annotation, biological process: synaptic signaling. The coding region runs from base 837 to 3473 and encodes 878 amino acids. Gene Ontology annotation, molecular function: zinc ion binding; protein binding. Lineage: Eukaryota; Metazoa; Chordata; Actinopteri; Perciformes; Percidae.
AGCUGAAUCUCACCCUGACAGUUUUCUGAGCAGUGACUUCAGAGCCUCCCUCCUGCAGCUCUCCAGAGCCACUGAAGUUCCCUGCUUAGUAUUCAAUUGUAUUCGAACUCCGGCGUUGUGAGAUGAAAUUAUGUGUUGAGGUAGUUAAACCAACAAGAUGAAACCGUCGGCGUGUGGCAUGGCGCUGCGCUGGUGUGAGUGAACAGAGCCACCUUAAAGGAGGCAGCCCGCUGAUGUCAGCGUCACAGACACAGACCCGCCGCCGGUACAACGCUGCGCUGCUCCGCCGUUUCAAAUCUCCAUCUGCGCUGCUGCUCUCCUCACUUUCUUCAGCUCAUGUCUCGCCUGCAUUCACGGGAGUAGCUUAUUUCAGCCUCUUCGCAAACACAUUUCACUGAGCUGUGCCAGUUAAUGCCUGAGCCAAAUCCUUGCCUCAGGGAGAGAAAGGUCUGAAUGUCAUUGGGCUUGGGAAAAGAGAGGGCUGAGAAGGGACUUUGGCAUUUAUCCAUGGACAAUAAAGGAUUUAACUCUAAAAGACAGCUGUUAAAUGGUUCCACCCUGUGUGAGGAGGUCUCUGCUGCUGUUACUCCACAUCCAGGCCUACCCCACCCCUCCUCCCCCUCCGCCAGCGCAGGGCAGCCACAGAAGCGUUGGCUCGAUUCCAGGGAGGCUCCGAUCCUGCAGCCACGUCAAUCACGUCUUCACCGCUGGCUGCAGGGCGGCCCUCGUGGCCGGGAUGCCACUGUGUGCCGUGCCAGUCCACAGUGGACGGUGAGGGACAGGAGGAGGGGACCGAGUGCAGGAGACUGAGAGGAGGCCCGCACCAAACAGGAGAAAUGAACCUCUGCUGGAAUGAGAUCAAACGCAAGUCCCACAACAUCCGGGUGCGGCUAGAGGCCUUCUCCGAUAACAGCGGGAAGCUGCAGCUCUCUCUGCAGGAGAUCAUUGAAUGGCUGACAGCCAAGGACGAGGAGCUGUCAGAGCAGCUGCCCAUAGGAGGCGACGUGGGGGCCGUCCAGCACCAGAGGGAGUUCCACCAGGUAUUCAUGGAGGAUGUCAAGUCUCACGGGCCGUUCAUCUACUCAGUCUUGGAGUCUGCCCAAGCCUUUCUGGCUCAGCAUCCCUUCCAGGAGCCAGAGGAGACCCUGACCGAUGGAAAAGAGGUGUCUCCACGCCGGCGAAUCUUAAAUGUGAGCCGCUCAGUGUGGAAGCAGGCGAACGUGGCCAGUGACCUGUGGGAGAAGCUGACGGCACGCUGUGUGGACCGCCAUAGACACAUGGAGAGGACUUUAGAGCGUCUACUCCAAAUCCAGGCAGCGAUGGAGGAGCUAGCAGUGGCCCUAGAGCAGGCAGAGGGGGUAAGAGACGCCUGGGAGCCCGUCGGAGACCUCUUCAUCGACUCUCUGCAGGACCACAUAGACGCAACUAAGUUAUUUAAGGAGGAGCUGACUCAAGUGAAGGAGGGCAUGAAGCACAUCAAUGAUCUGGCCCACCAGCUGGCUAUCUCCGAUGUCCAUUUGUCAAUGGAGAACACCCGCGCCCUGGAGCAUCUCAACAGCAGAUGGAAAGUGCUUCAGGCUUCCAUAGAGGAACGGCUGAAGCAGCUCCAGGAUGCACAUCGAGACUUUGGCCCCGGAUCGCAGCACUUCCUUUCCAGUUCAGUGCAGAUACCAUGGGAGCGUGCCAUCUCCCCCAACAAAGUGCCCUACUACAUCAACCAUCAGGCCCAGACAACGUGCUGGGACCAUCCAAAGAUGACAGAACUGUAUCAAGCACUGGCGGAUCUGAACAACAUAAAGUUCUCAGCAUACAGAACAGCCAUGAAGCUGCGGCGAGUUCAGAAGGCUCUGAGAUUGGAUUUAGUGGCACUGAGCAGCCUCGGGGAGGUGUUUCGGGAGCAGGUGCUGCAGCAGGGGGAGCAUGUGAUGGAUGUGGUGGAGAUGAUCCACGGCCUGACGGCUCUGUAUGAGAGGCUGGAGGAGGAGAGGUCCGUCCUGGUCAACAUUCCACUUUGCGUCGACAUGUGUCUCAACUGGCUGCUCAACGUCUACGACAGUGCUCGUAAUGGCAAAAUGCGAGUUCUCAGCUUCAAGAUGGGAUUGGUGAGCUUGUGCAAUGCAGACGUCCAAGAGAAAUACAAAUAUUUAUUCCAUCAGGUGUCUGGUCCUGGAGGUUUGACAGACCAGCGUCACCUCAGCCUGCUGCUCCAUGAAGCCAUCCAGAUCCCCCGCCAGUUGGGUGAAGUCGCUGCUUUCGGGGGCAGCAACGUGGAGCCCAGCGUCCGCAGCUGCUUCCGCGUGGCCCCAGGGAAACCUGCAAUUGAGGUGUCUCACUUCCUCGAGUGGAUGAGCCUGGAGCCACAGUCAAUGGUUUGGCUGCCUGUCCUCCACCGUGUGGCUGCUGCAGAGUCGACCAAGCACCAGGCCAAAUGCUAUGUCUGCAAACAGUGUCCCAUCAAGGGCUUCAGGUAUCGCAGUCUGAAGCAGUUCAAUGUGGACAUCUGCCAGACAUGUUUUCUAACCGGCCGCACUACCAAGGGAAAGAAGCUGCACUACCCCAUCAUGGAGUACUACACACCAACAACCUCGGGAGAGAAGAUGAGGGACUUUGCCAAGACUCUGAAGAAUAAGUUCAGGUCAAAGCAGUAUUUCACCAAGCAUCCGCAGAGAGGUUACCUGCCGGUGCAAUCUGUGCUGGAAGCCGAGAGCUUGGAGACGCCAUGCUCUUCACCCAAGCUGCCUCAUGCAGACACACACAGCAGGAUUGAACAUUAUGCCAGCAGAUUGGCGGAAAUGGAGAGCCAGAAUUGUUCAUUCUUCACGGAUAGCCUGUCUCCUGAUGAAAGUCUGGAUGAAGAUCAGUACCUCCUGCGUCACUCCAGCCCAGCCCUGGACCAUGACUCACCCUGCGGACAGCACAUGUUGCUGGCCCACCUGGAGCACCAGGACAAGGAUCAGCUCCAAUGCACCCUGGCCCGCCUGGAGAAUGAGAACAGGGUGCUGCAGAGCGAGUACAGGAGGCUGAAGUGGAAGCACGAGGAGGCAGUGUCAGUUCCCAUGCUGACUGAGGCUGGAGAGAGCGGCCCAGGUUCACCCACGGAGGGAGGGCAGCAGGAUGAGGAGCUCCUGGCCGAAGCACGGGUCCUCCGGCAACACAAGACACGCCUGGAGACCCGUAUGCAGAUCCUGGAGGAUCACAACAAACAGCUGGAGUCCCAGCUUCGUAGGCUCAGGGAGCUACUGCUACAGCCCAAAGAUGACUCGGAGGCCAACGGAUCAGAGCCGUCAACUCUGUCUUCUCCCGUGUCUGGAGGGGGUCACCAUGGGGAACCUGCCAGCAGAGAGACCACUGACACUGAAGCAGCAGGAGAUGAUAUGGAGCACGAACAGGAUACGGUCCUGCAGCUCCAGGAAGUCAUCGAGCAGCUGAGAAACGUCUUCCCUUCAGAACCGGGCACCACCUCACACAUCUAACCCCAAGUGGGCCUGGAGGAGCAGAGUGAAAACCUGAAAGUAUGCCUGAUGGCAGAGGGAGGAGCUCCACAUGUCUGUGGUCAGGCCACAGUACAACGGCCCCUGUGAUCAUUGCAGCAGCUAUGAUACCCAGAGCUAACCCUUGACUGGAAUCUGUGCACUAAAAGCCUUUUUCAUGCAAACUGAUAAAGGCUCACGCUGAUGUCCGUUUGGCCAGGCUGUGCUUCAUAAUUUCAGUGGCACAGCCUGACACCAUGUUAACGAGCCAAAGGAAACUAACGUUAGCAGCAGGUCAGGGAGAGACUAAGUAAUGGCAAGUGCCCACUACAGGACUUUAGCCCUGAUUUGCUGUUUUCCGUUCACCGACAGUUUUUGGAGCUCCCCGAUAAAAGCCCAAUAUUGUAAGCAAAUCGACAUUGGCUUGGCACUUGCGUGCACAUGCUCCAAUGUGAUGUGUGAACUGUUCAAAAACUCGUGGAUUUUCACGAGAUCACGCAAGAAUUGCUUCAAGUAUUGCGUUUUUGUCUGAACUACCAGCUUUCUGAACCAAUCGGCAUCCACUGAGGAGCUACUGACAACUAUGGGUGUGGUUUAGGUGUGUGCGACCACUGCGACUGUUCGUUCAAAACAACAAUAGCAUAGAUGGUUCAUCCAAUCACCUGCCAGGUAGUUUUUGAAAGUGCCUGCCCUUUUCCAAACAGUUUCCAAUGACGGCUUCUCAGAUGGUUCUGUGUAAAAAAACAUCUGGCGCCUCAGGUUAGCUUGCUGGUGCCUCGCAGACACAUUUCGGAUAUCUAGCAGGCUAAAUAUCUGGAGCUGUCGGGGACUCUGCCAGGGAGCUACAGCCAAUGAGAGCGCAAGACACAGGCUGAGGGGAAACCAGGGGGAAGGGUCGUCUGUACUUUAUUUACUGUGAGUGUUGCAUUUCCUACACGGACCAAAGUUGUUGUUGCACGUAGAGAAAACAGGCUAUAAAUAAUAAAGAUGUGUGGAAAUAGGCUAUUUGUGAACAUGUGUGCCAGCCACAAUCCCGCCUUUAAAGGCACUCUCUUUCUUUUUCUUCUUUGUUUUAUCACUGUAAAUCAGCCACCAACAACUUGGAGCGGUUGUUUCUGGCGGACAUCGAAAAAUCCUGCCUCACGUAUGGUACAGUAUUACGUCAUGUCGCGUGUCACUUCAAACAUACUGUAGUUUGAAGACUAGACUCGGGGAUUCCUCCUGUGUGUGAGCCCCUGUCGCCGGUCAGUCAGGUAGUGUGAAAACAAACAACAAGACAGCAAGUAGUGUAGUGUGAAUAGUACAGCGAACUGGUGACUUUGAAAGUCUUGUAGUGGGAACUUAGCUUAAAGGAACAUGCCCAGCCAAGACACUGUGCUUACCAGUAUCUAUGUAGUCUUUCAGAGGUGUGAAGCUGUCCACAGCACAAAUUGGACUGUCCUUAAGGAGAACUUAAAAAAAUGCAAAAAGGAAUAAGAAGAAUAUCCCCUUGUUUUGUCAGAAUGCCUGUAUCUUCAGUGUUUUUUUCUCUCCUUGAAUGUGUUAUCAUGGUUGUUAUUUUUUUGUUUUUUGAAGGCAGGUUGGUGCGUUAAAGCUUGUUAGAGUGAACUAGAUCAGGGCUGGGCUGACUGUAUUUCAGGUUGUCAGGGAGUUGACAGCACCCACAACAAGCCUAUUUACUUUAUGAGAAUGACACAUCAUCAGUUAAAUCCAUGAUUUAUUUAAGACAGCCAAAGUGCCCGCUAGCACAGCGCCUAUGUAUGCACACAUUGUGUUCCUCUAAUCCUCUCAAACUGCUUGUCGCUCUCAUUGCUCGCCUCUCCUGUGAGCCCCUUACACUCAUAGAGAACCACUUGCACUUACCGUACACCCACACACACACACACACACACACACACACACACACACACACGUAUGCUGCUACAGCCACACUCCCUAUUUACAAUGCACCCUUCCCACAUUGUGCACAAGCUCCCUGCAUGAUCAAUAACAUGUGCCAUGCUGCAUCACAAAAAAAAUCACUUCAAUAAAAAAAUGGCGAUCCAUUUCAUCUCUUUGGCUCGUGGAAUUUAGACACACUCUCAGUUUUGAGCCAAUUUGUAUUGUGGCUGAAAUCGGAUUUUGUUGAGGAAAUGUCUGCUGAUAAAUAUCAUCAUGCAGGCGUCCACUCUGGGAUCUGAGCGUUCUACUGCUGUGUGCAGAGAAAGAGAAGGAAGGACCUCCAGGCGAUAGAGCUGCAAGACUAAAGCUCUCUCUCUCUGCUAGGCCAAUUCCAGACACUACAGGGGGGAACAAGGCACCACCAUAAUGUGUUCCUAUACUGACAUGAUCCUUAAUAAUCCCUCUUCUCCAUGUAGAUUUGAAAAGAACACUAGCUAUUGAUUCUACAUGCCUCAUUUUCCCUCGCUAAUGCAUACUUAAUUGCGUUUAGAUUUACAAAAAGCCGCUGAAAUGGCGUUGCCCUCAUCAUAUCAGGGUCAUAGGGUGCGUUCUGUUCUAAACACAGCACAGUCAGUGAAUGCCUUGAAAUGAAACUGAAUCCAUAUAAAACAAGAGUUUAGUCUUUCUGGACUGCAUUGUGUUUUUACAUUCAGGGAAGGAGGUUGCAUCAGGAGUGUGCCCCUGGACAGGCUGGUGGUUUAUUUGGGCUAACAGGAAGAAUGGACAAGUGUGGAUCACAGCGCAUGAGCAUCCAUACGUUGAAACCAGUUAAAAAGGGCUUUUAUGAGAGAACAAGAGAGGAAAGAUGAAAAAAAAAUCCAUUUAUUGCUUGGGGGCUGGUGGAAGAGAUCCACUUUCAUGUGCCUGCCACCAAAAAAUCUCAAGAAGCAGAACAAAAGGAUGCAUGAAACAAGUUAAGCUGUGGCUCAUGUAUUUCUCAGCAAAUCAUACUGCCUCAUUCUCACAGAAAACACAGAUAUACACAGUUAGGAAUUAAUCUUAAACCUUAAAAUGACACUCUGAUCUCACACACUAGUUUGAAACCCAUGUGCUGUAUUCAUUACGGGCUUCCCUCUCCAGGCACACAGAGCUUACAUUUUGACACCAUCCUCCUCAGCACUCGCUGCCUGUUAAUUUUGAUACUGUUGCUAGGGAACUGUCCCCAAGGAUGCAGUUCCACAGGUUUGUGAGUUGGAAAGGUGAUGUGCCGUUCAUAAUACAAAUGCUAAUAGCCUUAAGGGAAGCAAGAGUGAGCGCCCUUCUCCUCUUCUUCACUUCCACCUCCACUUAAGCCUGUUGCUUUUCAGCUGCUGAAAAUAGUCAUUAUCAUCUGUUGAAUUUAUCUCCACACCAGCAUCACUUAAGAAUUUGUUCUGGUGAAGCUCUCAUAAAUCAGAACAAACAGCAGCAGCUCGGCUCAUGGGUGAAAAAAAAAAAACAUGACAAGCAAUGUUUAUUCAUAGACAUACAUUUAUUGGGAUUCACACAUCUCAUUAAGCAUUGAUGAUCACACUUUUUUUUUUCUUUUGUAUGUGGGUACACAAAAUGAUGUAACAGAGCCGUGUGUGAAAAGAAGAGGAAGAACUCCCCAUAGGGCUGCCUGUCAACAUUGGUUGUGUUUUUUUUUUAAAACAAUAUAUCGGAGGCAGAUUGAAAUAAAUACACUAUGUGGUUAUUCACAGAUUGUCCCCGUGUGUAACUCUGCUGCUGUUUGACACUCAUCUCCUUGACUGAGUGAUCAUCUGAGGUCUGAUCCAUGUACACGUUUCUAUACUGGUAGUGGCUCCCUAUAUUCCCUACACACGCUGAAGCAUACCCUGCUCUCUGUGGCAUGACUAAAGCUGUGUGAUUGAA